This is a messenger RNA of Rhinolophus ferrumequinum (greater horseshoe bat), 4021 nucleotides long. RefSeq names its product ATP binding cassette subfamily G member 8 (gene ABCG8). Gene Ontology annotation, biological process: cholesterol homeostasis. Gene Ontology annotation, molecular function: ABC-type transporter activity; ATP hydrolysis activity; ATP binding. Lineage: Eukaryota; Metazoa; Chordata; Mammalia; Chiroptera; Rhinolophidae. Bases 119 to 2146 code for a protein of 675 amino acids. Gene Ontology annotation, cellular component: plasma membrane. The record is from RefSeq and is a predicted model, not a curated record. The transcript has 13 exons.
UCAAACGAGGGCCAGAGGUUGCUCGGCUCUGGGAAAGAGAGAAAACAUUGGCACUGGCAGGCAGCAGCUAAGGUCCAAAGAAAGCUGCAGCAAAGGGGUACAGACGCUGCUGGGACCCAUGGCUGAGGAGGCCCCAGGGGAGAAAGGGCUGAGAAUUAGUGCUGCUACCCAGGAUGCCUCGGGCCUCCAGGACAGCUUGUUCUCCUCUGAAAGUGACAACAGCCUGUACUUCACCUACAGUGGCCAGUCCAACACCUUGGAGGUUCGAGACCUCAGUUACCAGGUGGACAUGGCCUCCCAGGUGCCUUGGUUUGAGCAGCUGGCUCAGUUCAAGAUGCCUUGGACAUCUCACAAGGACUCUUGCGAGCUGGGCAUCCAGAACCUGAGCUUCAAAGUGAGGAGCGGGCAGAUGCUGGCCAUCAUAGGGAGCUCAGGUUGUGGGAGAUCCUCUGUGCUGGAUGUGAUCACCGGGAGAGGCCAUGGCGGCAAGAUUAAGUCAGGCCAAGUCUGGAUCAACGAGCAGCCCAGCACACCUCAGCUGGUGAGGAAGUCUGUAGCCCACGUGCGCCAGCACGACCAGCUGCUCCCCAACCUGACGGUCCGGGAGACCUUGGCUUUUGUCGCCCAGCUGCGUCUGCCCAGAACCUUCUCCCAGGCCCAGCGUGACAAAAGGGUGGACGACGUGAUCGCGGAGCUGCGGCUGCGGCAGUGUGCCAACACGCGCGUGGGCAAUACGUACGUGCGCGGCGUGUCGGGGGGCGAGCGGCGGAGAGUCAGCAUCGGGGUGCAGCUUCUGUGGAAUCCAGGAAUCCUCAUUCUGGAUGAACCUACCUCUGGCCUCGACAGCUUCACAGCCCACAACCUGGUGAAAACCUUGUCCAGGCUGGCCAAAGGCAACAGGUUGGUGCUCAUCUCCCUCCACCAGCCUCGGUCGGACAUCUUCAGGCUGUUUGAUUUGGUCCUCCUGAUGACCUCCGGCACCACCAUCUACUUGGGGGCAGCGAAGCACAUGGUCCAGUAUUUCACAGCCCUUGGCUACCCCUGUCCUCGCUACAGCAACCCUGCCGACUUCUAUGUGGACCUGACCAGCAUUGACAGGAGGAGCAGAGAGCAGGAAGUGGCCACCAGGGAAAAGGCACAGUUGCUUGCAGCCCUGUUUCAAGAGAAAGUGUGUGGCUUCGAUGACUGUCUGUGGAGAGCAGAGGCCAGGGAGCUGGGCGAGGGCGCUGGUGCAGAGAGACUGGCCCUUCCGGUCCUCCAAAACAACACUGGCCACCUCCAGACCCCCACCAAGGUGCCCGGCCCCGUGCAGCAGUUUACCACACUGAUCCGUCGUCAGAUUUCCAAUGACUUCCGAGACCUGCCAACCCUGCUCAUCCACGGGGCGGAGGCCUGCCUGAUGUCCCUGGUCAUCGGCUUCCUGUAUUAUGGCCACGGAGCCAUCAAGCUCUCCUUCAUGGACACGGCGGCCCUCUUGUUCAUGAUCGGAGCUCUCAUCCCUUUCAACGUGAUCCUGGAUGUCAUUGCCAAAUGUCACUCGGAGAGGGCAAUGCUUUACUAUGAACUAGAAGACGGGCUGUACUCUGCUGGUCCAUAUUUCUUUGCCAAGAUUCUCGGGGAGCUUCCGGAGCACUGUGCCUAUAUUGUCAUCUAUGGGAUGCCCACCUACUGGCUGGCCAACCUACGCCCGGGCCCGGAGCCCUUCCUGCUGCACUUCCUGCUCGUGUGGCUGGUGGUCUUCUGCUGCAGGGUCAUGGCCCUCUGUGCUGCCGCCCUGCUGCCCACCUUCCACAUGUCGUCCUUCUUCGGCAACGCUCUCUACAACUCCUUCUACCUGACUGGGGGCUUCAUGAUAAGCUUGGACAACCUGUGGACAGUGCCCGCGGGGAUUUCCAAAGUGUCCUUCCUCCGAUGGUGUUUUGAAGGGCUGAUGCAGAUUCAAUUUAAAGGGCAAACUUUCGACUUGGCGGUCGGCGGCAACCUCACCGUCCCUGUCCAGGGAGACGUAAUCCUCAGCACCAUGCACCUGAACUCGUACCCACUCUACGCCAUCUACUUCAUCGUCAUCAGCAUCAGCGUUGGCUUCGUCGCCCUGUACUAUGUGUCCUUAAAGUUCAUCAAACAGAAAUCAAGUCAAGACUGGUGAUUCACGCCCAGACGCCCGCCUGCUGGGGGUGAACUCAAGCAGACUCUUCUACCGCACGCACUUCCUUUCUCCUCACGAGCCGCUUCCCCGGCACAAGGAACACGUGUGAACACAGACGCUCCGCUCCGUCCGGCCCACAGUGCUGCAGUGGCACAGGCUGGCCACUGGAUGGCAGUAGAAUAAAGACAGUCGAAAGGGGAUUCUGCUCACUGGCCAGAGUUUGCGAUUCCUGGGACUGUAAAAACCAUACUGGGGACACCUACCAUGUUGCUCAUGUAUUUCCUUUUGAUGUGUAUGUACAUAGGCAACUCGAUACGUGAUGGGAGCAAGUGAGGUAGGAAUUGAGUAGGUAGAUGAUGGAAGAAUUGGUAGGGCCCAGAGGGAACACCGUAACAGCGAGUGCAAUAUUUGUCCUCGUCUUUCCGAGUCCCCAAACUCUGUGUUAAGCCACUCUCAAUACAGAGAAUGACCUAAAACCUGCCAGUGAGAUGCUAUCCCAUAUUUUUGUGUCGGGUCAUGGGCUUCAAAAAGCCAAACGGAACAAUUAAACAUUCAUUGACUACUCUGAGCCGGGUACAACGCACAACACUUUACGUGGAAGACAUUCACUUCUCAGAACAACCCUUCAAGAUGCGGUGGGCAGUAUUCCAUUUUAUAGAUGGGAAAACUGAGGCACAAAUUCAGUAUGCUGAGUAAGGUCACACAGCAACUAUGUGGUGGAGUCACCUGGGGGUCAGAAAGGCCCUCGAGGCCUUUAGAAGUCAGAGGGCAAAAGGCAAGGCCUGAGCCUCUGUAAGGCUUGAAUCCCACAGGGCUCCAGAAGGUAAGAGCUUUAUAGAGGACGUGGCAGCUCAACCAGGUCUUCUCACCUAAGUUGCAUCUUACCGGGCCCGGCUGUGUCUCAGGAGCAGCCUUGACCCUUUCACAGUUGCCAGGUUAUGGGAUGGAGGUGGCCCAGGUGACAGGCUUCAUGUUUGAGUAUUAAGGACCAUUUUACCCAAAACAGGUGCAGAGAGAACAGGGAGGGGAUUGUUCCCAAAGGAAAACCAGAGUCUGGAACCAAAAGAAGGGGGAAGGUGGGUGUUUAGGAGGCAAAUGAUACGUGUUCACCACAGGUUCCCUGGACCCAUGCAACUCUGAGUGUGGUCUCGCCAGCUGCAUGGGCCUUGUCUGGGAGCUGGUGGGAAAGGCAGCAUCUCAGGCCCACCCAGACUCACUGAAUCAGAAUCGGCAUUUUAAGAAGAUUCCCCAGGAUGCACAUUUGAGUUUGAGAAGCAGUGUUCUGGCACAUCCCCCUUAUAUAAUACAACCAUCCAACUCCGUAUAUUCACAUUAUAACAUUGUUACGUUGCCACCAUCCAGUGGUCAGACCCCAUUCCAGAUUCACCGAUUGCUCUGACAAUGUCUUUCAUAGCAGAAGGAUCUGGAGGGGGAUCAAGUGUUGGAUCUAGUUGGCAGUUCUCUUUGGUCUCCUUCAGUUUAGAACAAUCCUCAACUUUCCUUGCCUUCCAUGACCUUGACCCAUGAAGAUUUUGUCGAAUAGCUCUCAAUCUGGAUUUGUCGGGUCAUCAGUUUCACGAUUAAAUCGAGGUCAUGCGUCUUUGGCAGGAACAUCACCGAGUGAUGUGCUCAUCUCAUUGCCUCCUCUCAGGCCAUUUCAAUUCAUCCCAUAAUGACAAAGUUCACUUUGAUCACUUGAUCAAAAGGGUGUCUGCUCGGCUCCUCCACAAGCACGUCACUAUUUCUCCUUCUUUUCUAAUUAACAAAGCAUUUCAUAGGUAGGUACUUAGAAACCAUGUAAAUUGUCUUCUCAGUAAACCUUCCAUUGAUUCAAUGUUGAAUUUAUAUCAAUAUAAACUAUGAUUUCCUAUUUUA